Molecule: messenger RNA, 3318 nt
Organism: Cinclus cinclus
Lineage: Eukaryota; Metazoa; Chordata; Aves; Passeriformes; Cinclidae
Gene: PLCL1
Product: phospholipase C like 1 (inactive)
Exons: 6
Coding region: 1-3318 (1105 amino acids)
Biological process (GO): intracellular signal transduction; lipid metabolic process
Molecular function (GO): phosphatidylinositol-4,5-bisphosphate phospholipase C activity
Source: RefSeq, a predicted model, not a curated record
AUGGCAGAGGCUGCCGGCGGCAGAGAGCAGCCGGCGGCGGGCCGUGCUCCUCCCGACGCCGCUUACCGUGCCGAAGAGGAGCCCGAACCGGCGUCGCUGGACGCUCCGGCGGCAGCCGGGGACAGGAGGCGGGAGCGCCGCAGCGGCGUUUCGGCCGUGGGUACCGCGGAGCGCUUUCCCGGUGGCAGCCUGGGGCCAGCGGCAGCGCCCGACCCCGACGCCUGCCUGCUGGAGGCGGCCAAGGCCACCCCGCGGAGGAGCAGCAUCAUCAAGGAUCCUUCAAACCAAAAAUGUGGAAGAAAGAAAACAGUGUCCUUCAGCAGCAUGCCAUCAGAGAAGAAAAUAAGCAGUGCCAGUGACUGUAUCAGCUUUAUGCAGGCUGGGUGUGAAUUGAAGAAAGUUCGUCCAAAUUCCCGGAUUUAUAACCGUUUUUUUACUCUGGAUCCUGACCUGCAGGCUCUCCGCUGGGAGCCUUCCAAGAAGGAUCUGGACAAAGCCAAGCUUGAUAUUUCUGCUAUAAAAGAAAUCAGACUAGGGAAGAACACAGAAACGUUCAGGAAUAAUGGACUUGCAGAUCAGAUUUCUGAGGACUGUGCACUGUCAGUAAUUCACGGUGAGAACUAUGAGUCCCUUGACUUGGUUGCCAAUUCAGCUGAUGUGGCCAAUAUUUGGGUAUCAGGAUUAAGGUAUUUAGUUUCUCGUAGCAAACAACCCCUGGACUUGAUGGAAAGCAGCCAUAAUACCCCACGGUUUGCCUGGUUAAAAACUGUAUUCGAAGCGGCAGAUGUUGAUGGCAAUGGCAUAAUGUUAGAAGAUACAGCUGUGGAGCUAAUAAAGAAGCUUAACCCCACCUUAAAGGAGUCAAAGAUUAGAUUAAAAUUUAAGGAAAUUCAGAAGAGCAAAGAGAAACUGACAACGCGAGUAACAAAAGAAGAGUUUUGUGAAGCGUUCAGUGAGCUUUGCACAAGACCUGAAGUGUAUUUCUUACUUGUGCAGAUAUCCAAAAACAAAGAGUACCUGGAUGCCAAUGACCUCAUGCUGUUUUUAGAGGCUGAGCAAGGAGUGACCCACAUGACCGAAGAAAUGUGUCUAGAUAUCAUACGUAGGUAUGAGCUUUCUGAAGAAGGGCGGUUGAAGGGUUUUCUUGCCAUUGAUGGAUUUACUCAAUACUUGCUGUCCUCAGAAUGUGAUAUUUUUGACCCAGAGCACAAAAAAGUCGUCCAAGACAUGACACAGCCUUUGUCACAUUACUACAUCAAUGCAUCCCACAAUACAUACCUGAUAGAAGACCAGCUCAGGGGGCCGGCUGAUAUCAAUGGUUAUGUCAGAGCUUUGAAGAUGAGCUGCCGGAGUAUCGAGCUGGAUGUCUGCGACGGCCCAGAUAAUGAACCCGUUAUUUGUAACCGCAACAACAUGACAUCGCCGCUUGCCUUUCGAAAUGUCAUCGAAGUAAUAAACAAAUUGGCCUUCUUCGCCUCAGAAUACCCUCUUAUUCUGUGCUUGGGGAACCACUGCUCUGUACAGCAGCAAAAGGUGGUGGUGCAACACAUGAAAAGAAUCUUUGGAAACAAGCUAUACACAGAGGCACCUUUAUCCUCAGAAGCCUACCUCCCAUCACCUGAGAAACUGAAAAUGAAGAUCAUUGUGAAGGGGAAGAAACUUCCCUGUGACCAGGAUGUAUUAGAAGGAGAGGUCACAGAUGAAGAUGAAGAGGCUGAAAUAUCCCGAAGACUGUCAGAGGACUUCUCGAGGGAACCGAAGCUGAUCUGGCUCUGCAGGGAGUUGUCUGACUUGGUGUCCCUAUGCAAAUCUGUCCAGUACAAGGACUUUGAGACAUCCAUGAAAUCUCAAAAUUAUUGGGAAAUAUGCUCCUUCAGUGAGGCAGAAGCCAGUCGGAUUGCAAAUGAAUACCCUGAAGAUUUUGUUAACUACAACAAAAAAUUCCUGUCCAGGGUGUACCCGAGUGCUAUGAGAAUAGACUCCAGUAACUUGAAUCCUCAAGAUUUUUGGAACUGUGGUUGCCAGAUAGUGGCAAUGAACUAUCAGACCCCAGGGCCCAUGAUGGACCUACACACUGGUUGGUUUCUACAGAACGGGGGAUGCGGGUACGUUCUCAGGCCCUCAGUGAUGCGUGAUGAAGUGUCCUACUUCAGCGCAAAUACCAAGGGUAUUGUUCCGGGGGUCUCCCCCCAGGUCCUACAUGUCAAAAUUAUCAGUGGUCAGAAUUUUCCAAAGCCCAAGGGUGCAUGUGCAAAAGGGGAUGUCAUAGACCCCUAUGUCUGCAUAGAAAUACAUGGGAUUCCUGCAGACUGCACUGAACAAAGAACUAAAACCGUGCAGCAGAACAGUGAUAACCCAAUUUUUGAUGAAAGCUUUGAGUUCCAGAUCAAUCUACCGGAGCUGGCCAUGAUCCGCUUUGUUGUUUUGGAUGAUGACUACAUUGGGGAUGAGUUCAUAGGACAGUACACCAUCCCACUGGAGUGCUUACAGCCCGGAUACAGGCACAUCCCACUGCGCUCUUUUGUUGGUGAUAUCAUGGAGCACGUUACCCUUUUUGUUCACAUUGCAAUAACCAACCGAAGUGGAGGUGGGAAGGCACAGAAGCGUAGCCUCUCAGUAAGGAUAGGGAAGAAAGCAAGGGAGUACACCAUGCUGAGGAACACUGGUCUCAAGGUUAUCGAUGACAUCUUUAAGCUGGCAGUGCAUCCAUUGAGAGAGGCUACUGACCUGAGAGAAAAUAUGCAGAACGCCAUGGUGUCGGUGAAGGAGCUGUGCGGGCUGCCGCCCAUCGCCAGCCUCAAGCAGUGCAUCCUGACCCUGUCCUCGCGCCUCGUGAGCAGCGACAACGUGCCCUCGGUGGCCCUCUGCAUGAAGGACACCUUUCCUUACCUGGAGCCUCUGGGCACCGUGCCCGACGUGCAGAAAAAGGUCCUGGCAGCGUAUGACCUGAUGAUUCAAGAGAGCAGGGUUCUUAUUGAGACAGCAGACACCACUCACGACAAGAUUGUUCAGUGCCAGAAAGCAGGAAUGGAAUUUCAUGAAGAGCUUCAUAACCUUGGGACUAAAGAAGGUUUGAAAGGAAGAAAAUUAAGCAAAGCCAUUGAGAGUUUUGCAUGGAAUAUUACAGUGCUGAAGGGCCAAGGAGAUCUCCUGAAGAAUGCCAAGAAUGAAGCCCUGGAGAACAUGAAGCAGAUCCAGCUGGCAUGCCUGUCGUGUGGACUGAGCAAAACUGGGAGCGGGCAGGCGGAUGCCAAGGCAAAGCGGUGCCUGGAGGCAAUACAGGAGAAGGAUACUGGAGAUGAGAAUGGGAGGCUGUGA